Molecule: messenger RNA, 1698 nt
Organism: Pyrenophora tritici-repentis Pt-1C-BFP
Lineage: Eukaryota; Fungi; Ascomycota; Dothideomycetes; Pleosporales; Pleosporaceae
Product: CaiC, Acyl-CoA synthetase (AMP-forming)-AMP-acid ligase II
Biological process (GO): secondary metabolic process
Molecular function (GO): CoA-ligase activity
Source: RefSeq, a predicted model, not a curated record
AUGGUGAUUAAAUCACGUUUCUCGGUCCCAAUCCCUCAAGUCUCAGUCCCAACCUACAUAUUUGAAUCGCCCACUGCUCCUCUCCCCAACCAACCCGCCUACAUUUCCUGCGAAUCGCCAGAAAAAUACCAAAUCUCACUACCCGAGUACCGUCUCUAUGCGCAACGCUUCGCCUCCGGACUACGACGCAUGGGUCUACAACCAGGGGAGCGUGUACUCUUGUUCUCAGGCAAUACACUCUUCUUCCCCAGUGUAGUCAUGGGCAUCAUCAUGGCCGAGGGAAUCUUCACUGGCGCAAAUCCAACUUACGUUGCACGAGAACUGGCAUACCAGCUUAAAGACAGCGGGGCACGGUAUUUACUCUGUGCAGAGAACGGUUUGGACACUGGCAUCGCAGCCGCCAAAGAAGCCGGGAUGGCAGCAUCCCAAAUCUUCGUCUUUGACGACGGCAUCGCUACAUUCGAGGGGCGGAAAGUCGAACGUAGCACGGAAUUGGGCCACAUCCGGCAUUGGACAGAGCUGCUAGACGACGUAGAACGCGGCGCUGCAUACGCAUGGCCAGAACUGAAAACAAAAGAGGAACUCGACCGCGUUGUCAUACUCAACUACUCGUCCGGUACCACUGGCGUGGCAAAAGGCGUCAUGAUAACGCACAGGAACCAUAUUGCAAACUGUGUUCAAAUACUACACGUGAACAGCCAGCGGCAAAACUACGAGGAAAGUCAGAAGCGGGCGAGACAACUUUGUCUUCUGCCCAUGUACCACGCCUACGCGCAAUCUGUAUUUGCCAUUUCCGCUCCGAAGCAACGUGUGCCAGUCUACAUGCUGGCCAAGUUCGACCUACUGCAGAUGCUGGAGUGCGUACAGAAGUUCCGCAUCACGGAUCUCGCUUUGGUGCCGCCGGUUGUCGUGGGCAUGGCCAAGCAUCCAGUGACGAAGAAGUUCGAUUUGAGCAGUGUGGAACAUGCGGGUUGUGGUGCUGCACCGCUGGGCCGCGAGAUCAGUGUUGAGUUUGAACAGCUCUGGUCUGGUGGCGCAGUCAACUUGAAGCAGGGCUGGGGUAUGACGGAACUUACAUGCGCGGGGACUAUCUGGGGCCCGAAUCGCAGGUCUACCAAUGCUUCGGUUGGCGAGAUUCUGCCCAACUGUGAGAUGAAAAUCGUGCUAGAUGAGGCUGGGGUAGUUGAAGCGCCGCAAGGUGAGAGGGGAGAGAUCUGGAUUAGGGGCCCGAAUGUCAUGAAGGGGUAUUGGAAUAAGCCGGAUGCGACAAAGGAGACGCUGACUGAGGAUGGGUGGUUGAAGACGGGCGAUGUGGCAUAUGUGAAUGCGGAUAACUAUCUGUUUAUUGUGGACAGGAAGAAGGAGCUGAUUAAGGUUAAGGGACUGCAGGUUGCGCCUGCUGAGUUGGAGGCGUUACUGCUGGAUCAUCCAGACGUACAAGAUGUUGCUGUCAUCGGUGUUACUGCUAACGAUACUGAGCUACCAAGAGCAUAUAUUGUGCUCAAAACAGCGGAUAAGAAAACAGCAGCUACUGCAGAGAAGAUCAAGAGUUGGCUUGCGGAGCGUGUGUCUAAAUUCAAACGGCUAGAAGGUGGUGUGCACUUUGUCGAUACCAUUCCGAAGAAUCCGACGGGCAAGAUUCUGAGGAGAGAAUUGAGGGAAAUGGCUGCACAAGAGAAUACAAGGGCGAAAUUGUGA